AGAGAAACGAGUUGAAUAAUUGGAAUCAGGAGAGUCCAUCAACCAUUCAUGCUUCAAUGCAAGAUCUUCUUCUCCAUCAAGGGACAAUAAAGAAGAAAUGCAUUGGGAAAAGUGUAAAGUUAAUCAAAGCUCAAUUGCAUUUGAAUGAACAUUGUCCAAUCCAAAACAAAGGCGAAGAUGCCGUAAGUAGACACAAUGGGAAAAAAUACAAUGGGACUUUCACUCUUUCUCUUGGAAAUAAGUCCCUUACAUCUCAAAAAGGGAUUGAUACAGAAGAGAAGCGUUAUAAAUGCUUAGAAUGGGGAAAGAAUUUUAGAAAAAACAGGCAACUUACUGUCCAUAAAAGGAUUCACACAGGGGAGAGACCAUACAAAUGUGUUGACUGUGGAAAACUCUUCUGUCGAAAGUCUUCCGUUACUUACCAUCAAAUGAUCCACGUAGGGGAGAAGCCUUUUAAAUGCAUGGAGUGUGGAAAGACAUUUAGUCGGAAUGAUUAUCUUACUGCCCAUCAAAGAAUUCACACAGGAGAGAAGCCAUUUAAAUGCAUGGAGUGUGGAAAGACCUUUAUUCGGAAAAGUAAUCUUAAUGCCCAUCAAAGAAUCCACACAGGGGAGAAGCCAUUUAAAUGCAUGGAGUGUGGAAAGACCUUUGCUAAUUGCAGUCAACUUACUGUGCACAAAAGGAUUCACACAGGGGAGAAGCCAUUUAAAUGCAUGGAGUGUGGAAAGACCUUUUCACAAAGCGCUCAUCUUUAUUCCCAUAAUAAGAUCCACACAGGGGAGAAGUCAUUCAAAUGCAUGGAGUGUGGAAAGACCUUUGCUAGGAGCACUCAGCUUUCUUCCCAUAAAAGGAUCCACACAGGGGAGAAGCCACUAAAUGCGCCAAGUAAAUCAUAUAGGUGCAUGGAGUGUGGGAAGACAUUUGCACAAAGCUCUCAUCUUUAUUCACAUAAAAAGAUCCACACAGGGGAGAAACCAUACAAAUGUGUUGACUGUGGAAAACUCUUCUGUCAAAAGUCUUCCCUUACUUACCAUCAAAUGAUCCACACAGGGGAGAAACCGUAUAGGUGCAUGGAGUGUGGAAAAACCUUUGCUUGCAGCAGUCGACUUACUUCGCACAAAAGGAUCCACACAGGGGAGAAGCCGUUUAAAUGUAUGGAGUGUGGAAAGACCUUUGGUCAGAGCAGCCAUCUUACCUCCCAUCAAAGAAUCCAUACAGGGGAGAAGCCAUUUAAAUGCAUGGAGUGUGGAAAGACAUUUAGUCGGAAUGAUUAUCUUACUGUCCAUCAAAGAAUUCACACAGGAGAGAAGCCAUUUAAAUGCAUGGAGUGUGGAAAGACCUUUAUUUCGAACGGACAUUUUACUGCCCAUCAAAGAAUCCACACAGGGGAGAAGCCAUUUAAAUGCAUGGAGUGUGGAAAGACCUUUAUUUCGAACAGUCAUCUUACUGCCCAUAAAAGGAUCCACACAGGGGAGAAGCCAUUUAAAUGCAUAAUGUGUGGGAAGACCUUUGCUCGGAGCACUCAACUUUCUUCCCAUCAAAUAAUCCACACAGGGGAGAAGCCAUUUAAAUGCAAGGAGUGUGGAAAGACCUUUACUAAAAUAACUCAUCUUACUGCCCAUAAAAGGAUCCACACAGGGGAGAAGCCAUUUAAAUGCAUCGAGUGUGGAAAGACAUUUAGUCGGAAUGAUCUUCUUACUGUCCAUCAAAGGAUUCAUACAGGAGAGAAGCCAUUUAAAUGCAUGGCAUGUGGAAAGACUUUUGCACAAAGCGCUCAUCUUUCUUCCCAUAACAAGAUCCACACAGGGGAGAAGCCAUUUAAAUGCAUGGAGUGUGGAAAGACAUUUAGUCGGAACGAUUAUCUUAGUCUCCAUCAAAGAAGUCACACAGGAGAGAAGCCAUUUAAAUGCAUGGAGUGUGGAAAGACCUUUAUUUGGAGCAGUCAUCUUACUGCCCAUCAAAGAAUCCACACAGGGGAGAAGCCAUUUAAAUGCAUGGAGUGUGGAAAGACCUUUGCUGAUAGCAAUCGACUUACUGUUCACAAAAGGAUCCACACAGGGGAGAAGCCAUUUAAAUGCCUCGAGUGUGGAAAGACAUUUGCACAAAGCGGUCAUCUUUAUUCACAUAAUAAGAUCCACACAGGGGAGAAGCCAUUUAAAUGCAUGGAGUGUGGAAAGGCCUUUGCUAGGAGCACUCAGCUUUCUUCCCAUAAAAGGAUCCAUACAGGGGAGAAGCCAUUUAAAUGCCUCGAGUGUGGAAAGUCCUUUAGUCGGAAUGAUCUUCUUACUAUCCAUCAAAGGAUUUAUACAGGAGAGAAGCCAUAUAAAUGUAUGGAAUGUGGGAAGACAUUUACUCAAAGAACACUUCUUAUUUCCCAUAAGAUGAGGCACACAGGGAAGAAGCCCUUUAAAUGCAUGGAGUGUGGAAAGACUUAUAAUUGGAACAGUGAUCUUACUGCUCAUCAAAGGAGUCACACAAGGGAGAAGCCAUUUAAAUGCAUGGAGUGUGGGAGGAUCUUUACUCAAAGAAGUCAUCUUAUUUCCCAUAAUAUGAGGCACACGGGAGAAACCGCAGAAAUGCAUGGAGUGUGGAAACAUCUUUCCUGAUAAACGUGAACUUACUCUUUCCAAAAGGAUCCACAUGGGAGAAGCCAUUUAAAUGAAUAGAGUGUGGAAAAACCUUUACUUGGAACAGUCACCUUAGUUCCCAUAGCAAGAUCCACAAAGGGGAGUAGCCACAUAAAUGCAUGGAGUGUAGAAAGACCUUUAAUCUUAGAGAUCAACUUACUUCCCAUAAGAUGGUCCACUUAGGAUAAACCACAUAAAUGCCUUGGAAUAUGCAAAGUGUUUCAGUGAUAAUGUUUCCCUUACUUCCUAUAAAAGGAUCACCCUCGGGAAAAACUUUACAACUCCAUGGAAUGUGGAAACAGCUUCAGAUAAUAGUGUUUUCUUUAAUAAGGAGUAGCCUUAUCAAUUCAGUGUGGGAGGAGCCUCAACAGGAAUAGUAAUCUAAAAUCUCGUGCAAGGGUCUACUUGGAUAAUAAUUCUUAUAAAUACUAGACGUACUUCGAUAUGAUCCAAAGAAGACAAGUGAAGGCUCAAUCCUUAUUCUUUUAGAUAAGUAGGAGGUUCUAAGGCAAAAAUGAGAACCAGUGGAGAUUAAGUGCAUUAAUAGGCCUGAAAGUGAUGCAUAAAUAUCAAUAUUUAAGUGAUGCAGGUUCCCCAAUCAUUUCAAGAAACUCCCUCUGAUGGAUAGAUAGAUAGAUAGAUACUGUGGGCACAAUGGCACACAUUAAAAAUGAAAUUUAGUUGCUUGCUCUCAAAGUGUACACAUCUCAAAUAUAUCCACUAGAGCAGAGUUGGAGGUAAAAAUGCAAUUGGUCCUGAAUCCCGCAUUAUAGUAAGCUUUCCUUUGCUUAAUCUCUUCACAAUCUACCUUUCUACCCUCCUUCGCAUUAUGUAAUGCAAGAAAGAAAACCGUAAGGAGAAUGGGGUUAUAGUGAUGCUGAAGUAGAAGAUGCAACUCAGGCUGUGUGUCCCAACUGUGUAGUGAUCUUUCCUCGCCUUCUCUCAUGUUGGCUCCAAAAUAAAAGUAAAGAGAGAACUUAAAAUGUGCUACCCUAAAACAUAUUGAAGUAUCAGCAAAGGAAAGGGAAUUUUGGAAACUGAGCCCAGAAAUACAUUUAGGAUAAGCACUCUAGGGAUGUGUGGGAGAUAUUUGCUACAUCUGAGUGUGCUGUAAAACACAAAACAAUUACUGCUUCUUGGACAUAAAAAUAAUUGAACUUGAUUCUACUGAAUAAAAUAGGGAUAAGAGAUGGACAAUAGGAACGAGAAAGUAUUUUUCAAUCAAAGUGUCUUUAUGCCACAGAAUCCACACCAAAAAUCUAUGUAAAUGUACAGUAUAUAGCAUGGAAAGAGCUUCAGAGGGAGAGUUUCCUUUUCAUCAAAAGAGCCACAGUGAUGAGAAGGCUUAUAAAUGUACAGUCUUCCGAGAAGCUGCCAAAUUCUGCUUUGCUGUGGGGUUGAAAGGGGCUGGGAAAAGAUAAAACAGAUUGUAUUACAUUUACCUGUAACCUUAGAUUAAAU
Molecule: messenger RNA, 4088 nt
Organism: Protobothrops mucrosquamatus (brown spotted pit viper)
Lineage: Eukaryota; Metazoa; Chordata; Lepidosauria; Squamata; Viperidae
Product: zinc finger protein 721-like
Exons: 4
Coding region: 57-2606 (849 amino acids)
Source: RefSeq, a predicted model, not a curated record